GAGAGAGAGAGAGAGAGAGAGAGACGGGGAGUUAAAUAGAGGUGCGAGUAGGGGAGUCGUGUCAGAGGAGACUCAAGGGGGAAGGUGUGAAGGAGCUGCACAGGGCAUACAAGGAGGCAACACCGAUGGAUGGAUAGACUCUCAGAACAGUGUUGAGGAACUCGAUUGCUGCUGCUGUGUCUGUGGAUGGUACGCUCAGUUAAAGAGAAGGUGUGUCAAACUUUCCCUACAAGAGGACAGUGUUCGGGCAACAGCGUGCUUGAGCUGCUCAGACUUGAUACACCGAUAUCACAUUAUUGUGUUUGAGAAUGAAGACACAGAUACAGCUGCCCUGCGUGAGUGUGUGAGUGAGUGUGUGUGUGUGAGGCAUGAGGUGUUGAAAGCGUUUUCUGGUGAACUGCAGCUGUGCACAGAUCACAUGCUGUUAUUGCUAAAAAAAAAAAGAGGUAGUCAGAGCGGGAGAGCGACACCACUUUAUCAGAUGUUUUUUUUUGUCCUGCGGGGACAUUUCUUGAUGGCUUGACUGCAUCGCUUUGUGAACUGGUGAAGAGUAAGUCAGUGAGAUUCCAAAAUACUGGGUUGGACUUUCGUUCCCCGCGCCGAGGAUAUUUGAUCAGCUCCGGGGUCGACGCUUAAUUAAGCCCCUGGGGUCAUCGGAUCAAACUUCAAAAUUGACCGUUUUUUUGUUCACUUCAAGCUCAGGAGGUCAUCGUUGCUGUUUUCCCUUCCUUCUCGACAUUUAGAGAGGGCCUACUUGACAUCGCGUCCAUGUGCCGGGCAGCCCUGAGUGCUCUGUGAAGAAACCUUGUGGGUCAAGGAGGACAGGAAGCAGUGUCAGCUGAAACGCGUCAGACUCCGAUAUUAAGUACGUUGAGCUCUGCCAGAACCGUUCAUUUUGCCGAGUGUUACACGGCUCCCUUCACAUUCGCUCUGCUGCUCCCUGAGGACAUGUAAAGAGGAGACUGGGCCGACACGUGGAGGUUUAAAAUACUCAAGUAAGACAGGAUUCAGAGGGUUGGUGGAUUAUUGUGGACUCGUUGAGGGUCUUCUGAGUCUUUGGGUGUUGCUGUCUGUGUGCACGUUUGGCUGGGCUGGCGCUCUCAUAGCAUUUGACAGCUCCGCUCCAGGCUUCAUUUCAGCGUCUGGGACGUCAUUGCGUUACCUGUGUGGCUGAGUCAGAGGGCUGGCUCGUCACUAGACGUCUGUCCGCCCACUGGGAGAUUCUCUCCAUCCAUCCCCUCAAAGAAGACGCAAGUGUUUUGUUUUUUUACAGCGACAGCGGUGGCACCAGUAGUCCAGAACUUUGCGGGCUCUCCACACUGCUUUAUUUGUUCUGCUGGUGUGUAAACACCUCGCGUCACUCACACCUACCCACCGAGUGAUUCACCGCUCUCUAAGCAGGCGAGAGAAAAGGUGAGGGAGGAUUCGCUGAGAACCAAAGCGUGCAAACGGUCGCCACCAUGAAGCUUGCGUUCCUGGCGCUCGUGGCUGUGUACGCGGUGGGCAACGUGAGCGGCAUGUCCACGUGUAAGACGCUGGACCUGGAGAUGGUGAAGAAGAAGCGCAUCGAGGCCAUCAGGAGCCAGAUCCUCAGCAAACUGCGCUUGCCGAAAGAGCCCGAGGCAGACCAGGCGGGAGACGAGGAGGAGAUCCCGACCACCCUGCUGUCCCUCUACAACAGCACCAAGGAGAUGCUGAAGGAGCAGCAGACCGAGGUCCAUACGGACAUCUCCACGGAGCAGGAGGAGGAGGAGUACUUCGCCAAGGUGCUGCACAAGUUCAACAUGACCGAAAAAAACGACACAGGGACCACCAAGGCCUUCAAAAGUAUCCCGAUGUUCUUCAACAUCUCAGAGAUACGGAAAAGUGUGGGAGAUUACCGCCUGCUGACCAGCGCCGAGCUACGGAUGCUCAUCAAGCAAACCACGAUAGCUGAUAAGCAGCGGGUGGAGCUGUACCAGGGUCUCGUACCAGGGACGUCGCCCAGCUACCUCGCUUCCCGCUUCGUCACCAAUGAGUUGAAAGACAAAUGGCUGUCCUUCGAUGUCACUGAGACCCUGCAGAACUGGCUCAAAGGGACCGUGGAUGAGCAGGGUUUCGAACUUCGGCUGUUCUGUGAAUGCGGCCAGACAGGUGUCGACAGUGGCUUCAGCUUUAAGAUCUCUGGGAUCGAGACUGAUAGGGGAGACACACGAAUGUUUCAAAUUAUGACAAAGCAACCACCCUACAUCCUGACCAUGUCCAUCCCUCAGAACAGCAGCAGCCACCUCACCUCGCGCAAAAAACGCUCCACGGAGACAAAGGAAACCUGCACAGCCCAGACGGAGACCUGCUGCGUGCGGAGCUUGUACAUCGACUUCAGGAAAGAUCUGGGCUGGAAAUGGAUACAUAAACCAACGGGCUACAAUGCCAAUUACUGCAUGGGGUCCUGCACCUACAUCUGGAGUGCUGAAAACAAAUAUUCUCAGAUUUUGGCCCUGUACAAGCAUCACAACCCAGGAGCCUCUGCCCAGCCCUGCUGUGUUCCCCAGACACUGGAGCCACUGCCAAUCCUCUACUACGUGGGCAGGCAACACAAGGUGGAGCAGCUGUCCAAUAUGAUCGUGAAGUCCUGCAAGUGUAGCUAAAAAUACGGCAUGGCACACCGCUCUGCCCGCCCCUCGAACACACUGAGAUGUGUUCAAGAGCACGGAGGGGAGCAUGUGACGGAGGUAAAGGGGACGAGAAUAAUGUGGAACAAAAUAUUUGAAGUCAUCGGGAUCUUUGCGGUCACCACCAUUCCUCCUGCAAAAACUCUACCUUUAUCACACACAUCACACCGUGGACUUCUUCAUAUAGAUAUUAAAGAUAUCAUUUUCUAUGUGUAUAGACUUUUCCCUUGCAGUAGUAAAAAAUGUCUGUCUUAAAAUGAAUUAAUUUAUUUGUUGGAGGGACAGAUCUGUAAAGAAGUGUAUAAAAGUGAAACAUGAAAAAGGAUAAAAAAACAUGAUUAAUACCCCCCCCCCCCAACUAAAAGGUGGAUAUGACCUUGAUGAAAGAACACUUUCUUUUUCACAGAUGAUUGUGUGGGACUUUUGUUAUUUCCAUAUUGUCUUCCUUAUGAGGUCACAUUUAAAGGUGCUAAAAGUCCCAGGUGUGGAAAACGGCGGUGGUUGUUGGGGAUUUUCCUGGACGAUAACGCCACAGGUGUUUUUGGAGAGAGUUGCGCCAUAGAGGACAGCAGACAGCCGCGGGGACAGUCCGACCUGGGGAAACUCCCUCUGACUGAGAGGCUGGAGCCUUCAGCCAACAGAGCAGCAUUUCACACGAACCGUUUUACUCUUUGUUUGUUUUUUUAACCCACCUGACUUGUACAAUGCUAUUUUUGUCCUCGUAGGUGUAAUGCCAGUUUGUCCUUAUGAAGCCUCCCGUGCUGUCAGAGAACAUGAGUAAUAUCAGGGGGUGUAAGAGUGAUGACGCCGUGUUUUUUUGUCCCUCUCAGGAUUUACAGCUUGUUGUCUCUAGAGGGUGAGGGUAAGGGGGAUGUGGCUGUAGUGUCGGUUUUAGGGAAGCCGUUGACUCAAUACACACAUUUGCUGUUUGUUUUUCAUAGUAAAGUAGGGGCAAUUUUUUUUACUCAUCUGAAUUGUGAUGCUUUUUGCACAACUCAAGAAACAACCCAAAACUUUAUAGUGCACUUACCAUUUGAAAUUUGCAUUUGUACAUAUUUUAACAAUUUGAAAUAAACGUUGUUAAAUUAU
Molecule: messenger RNA, 3740 nt
Organism: Anarrhichthys ocellatus (wolf-eel)
Lineage: Eukaryota; Metazoa; Chordata; Actinopteri; Perciformes; Anarhichadidae
Gene: tgfb1a
Product: transforming growth factor, beta 1a
Exons: 6
Coding region: 1461-2627 (388 amino acids)
Biological process (GO): regulation of cell population proliferation; transforming growth factor beta receptor signaling pathway
Cellular component (GO): extracellular region
Molecular function (GO): cytokine activity; growth factor activity; transforming growth factor beta receptor binding
Source: RefSeq, a predicted model, not a curated record